Molecule: messenger RNA, 2187 nt
Organism: Pistacia vera
Lineage: Eukaryota; Viridiplantae; Streptophyta; Magnoliopsida; Sapindales; Anacardiaceae
Product: ferrochelatase-2, chloroplastic-like
Exons: 10
Coding region: 247-1818 (523 amino acids)
Biological process (GO): heme biosynthetic process
Molecular function (GO): protoporphyrin ferrochelatase activity
Source: RefSeq, a predicted model, not a curated record
AAAGAAAGCAGAUAAGAGAGAGAUUUGGUUUGAUAGAGUUCUCAUGCGUCACUGUCUCCUCACACGCUUACUGCCUCUACUUCCUCCUCCACUUUCUUCUUCUAUUUCCCAAAAUAUCGGAAACACAACUAACACCUAACACAAAUUAUUAUUCACUUCAAAUUCAAAUUCAACCCAUUCUCAGUCUCAGGUUGCCCUUAAUUUCCUUCAAUUUCAUCUUUAUCUCAGCCCACUCAAAUAACGAUAAUGAGCACCCCCACUCCCUCUCCCUCUUCUUCUUGUUCCACUUCCUCCUCAUUUCCCCCUCGUUGCUUCACUUCCCUUUCCCCCAACUCCAGGGUUUUGCCACGGGUGACGUGUACCUCCCAAAGGAUUUGCCUUAGUUCUUGUCUCUCAACAACAGCCAAUAAUGUAGUUUCUAAAUAUUCUUAUGGGUGGUUUGAGACACAGCCUUUACUUUCUAAACCGCCACUCAGUAAAUGCUUCUCUUCUUCUGUGGGAGUAGAAGCUUUGGUUACUUCCAAAUCUCAGGAUGUUUCAGCUGCUCCUGCGCCUCCUCGUAUUGGUGACGACAAAAUCGGCGUUUUGUUGCUCAAUCUUGGAGGUCCCGAAACUCUCGAAGAUGUCCAGCCUUUUCUGUUUAACCUUUUUGCUGAUCCGGAUAUUAUUAGACUUCCAAGGCUGUUUCGUUUUCUUCAAAAGCCAUUGGCACAAUUCAUAUCUGUUGUCAGGGCACCCAAGAGCAAAGAAGGAUAUGCCUCAAUUGGUGGUGGCUCUCCGUUGCGGCGAAUAACUGAUGCACAGGCUGAAGAAUUGAGAAAAUCCCUUUGGGAGAAGAACGUGCCAGCAAAGGUGUAUGUUGGUAUGCGUUAUUGGCAUCCAUUUACGGAAGAAGCUAUUGAACAGAUUAAAAGAGAUGGAAUUACAAAGCUUGUUGUGCUUCCACUUUAUCCGCAAUUCUCAAUAUCAACUAGUGGUUCAAGCCUUCGACUCUUGGAGAGUAUAUUCCGGGAGGACGAGUAUCUAGUAAACAUGCAGCACACAGUUAUACCUUCAUGGUAUCAACGCGAGGGAUACAUCAAGGCCAUGACAAAUUUGAUUGAGAAAGAGCUAGAAAACUUUGACUACCCUGAGAAGGUUAUGAUAUUUUUUAGUGCACAUGGUGUCCCGCUUGCAUAUGUGGAAGAGGCUGGUGAUCCUUACAAGGCCGAGAUGGAGGAAUGUGUGGAUUUAAUAAUGGAAGAAUUAGAAAAGAGAAAGAUAACCAAUCCAUACACUCUUGCAUAUCAGAGUAGAGUUGGGCCUGUGGAAUGGUUGAGACCCUAUACUGAUGAAACAAUCAUUGAGUUAGGAAAAAAGGGAGUAAAAAAUCUUUUAGCUGUCCCUAUUAGUUUUGUCAGUGAGCAUAUUGAAACUUUAGAAGAAAUUGAUGUUGAGUACAAAGAGUUGGCUCUUGAGUCAGGUAUAGAAAAAUGGGGACGUGUCCCAGCAUUAGGAUGUGAACCUACCUUCAUUUCAGACUUGGCUGAUGCUGUGAUUGAGAGUCUUCCUUAUGUUGGGGCUAUGGCUGUUUCAAAUCUUGAGGCUCGACAGUCUUUAGUUCCACUCGGCAGUGUAGAAGAGUUAUUGGCAACAUAUGAUUCAAAACGUACUGAGCUUCCUCCACCUGUGAUAGUCUGGGAAUGGGGUUGGACUAGAAGUGCCGAGACUUGGAAUGGAAGAGCUGCUAUGCUGGCAGUGCUUGUUCUGUUGGUCCUAGAAGUUACCACUGGAGAGGGGUUCCUGCAUCAAUGGGGCAUUUUGCCUUUGUUUCGGUGAAUAAUAUCUAACAAUCUUUCUUUCCCACUCCUUAAGAUCAUUGAGUGUAAAUUUUAUGCAUUCUAUUAGCAUUACUUUAUAUAUGCAUUACAACGAAUAUCAAAGCAUCGCCAAGAUCUACUGUGACUCUAAGAUUGGAUUUGCCUAAUAGUAUAGGCGCAAGUAGUGCAACGCCAAUGCCUGUUGGUGGAAAGGAAAAAGAAAUUGUAAUGUCCGUACUUAAUGCAAAUGCUGUUCAAAUGAUAAAUUUGUAAAAGUUUUGGCCUUUGUAUUUGAAUCUUGUAUUUGUAGUUGAAUGAUGGGAGGCGAGGAGAUUAAAUGGUUGAAGUUUUGAGUUGGGUCAUAAAAUAGUAUUUGACGUAUUUUUCA